CUGAUGCGGCUGCCCCGCGGCUGCUCCCGGUUGGCCGCCGGUAGCGCGGCCCCGGAGGGACACCGGGAAGCGACACCGGGGGGACACCGGGAAGGGAACCCGGGGGGACACCGAGGAGCGGCACCGGGGGGACACCGAGGAGCGGCCCCGGUGCUGGCGGCGCUGCUCGGGCUCGGAGUCGUUGUGGCCUACGGAGAGCGGCGGCGGAGGACCGCCCAGGCCGCCCAGGCCGCCCCCGCCCCGCCGUUCCCCCGUUACACGCGGGCGGAGGUGGCGCAGCACCGCACCCCGGCGGAUCGCGUGUGGGUCACCUACGGCACCGACGUGUUCGACGUUACCGAAUUCGUGGAGCUGCACCCGGGGGGACCGGACAAGAUCCUGCUGGCGGCCGGCGGGGCCCUGGAGCCUUUCUGGGCUCUCUACGCCGUGCACAGCCAGCCCCACGUCCUGGAGCUGCUCCGCGACUACAAAGUGGGCGAGCUGAGCCCCGAGGAGGCGGCGCCGCCGCCGGCGGACAGCGCGGACCCGUUCGCCGGGGACCCCCCGCGCCACCCCGCGCUGCGGGUGAACAGCUUGAAGCCUUUCAACGCCGAGCCGCCCCCGGAGCUGCUCACGCAGAGCUUCCUGACGCCCAACGAGCUCUUCUUCACCCGCAACCACCUCCCGGUGCCCGCCGUGGAACCGGCGUCCUACCGGCUGCGCGUGGAGGGGCCCGGCGGCCGCGCGUUGUCGCUGUCGCUGUCGGAGCUGCGGCGGCGCUUCCCGAAGCACGAGGUGACGGCCACGCUGCAGUGCGCCGGUAACCGGAGGUCCGAGAUGAGCCGGGUCCGCCCGGUCAAAGGGCUGGCGUGGGAUAUCGGUGCCAUCAGCACGGCGCGCUGGGGCGGGGCGCGGCUCCGGGACGUGCUGCUGGCCGCCGGUGUCCGCGACGGCGCCGAGAACGGCGAGUGGCACGUGUGCUUCGAAGGGCUGGACGCGGACGCUUCGGGGACGCCGUACGGAGCGUCCAUCCCGUUAAAACGGGCGCUGAGCGCCGACGCCGAGGUGCUGCUGGCGUACGAGAUGAACGGGCGGGAGCUGCCCCGGGAUCACGGCUUCCCGGUGCGCGUGGUGGUGCCCGGCGUGGUCGGGGCGCGGAGCGUGAAGUGGCUGCGGAGCGUGGCGGUGUCGCCCGAGGAGAGCCCGAGCCACUGGCAGCAGAACGACUACAAGGGCUUCUGUCCCUCCGUGGAUUGGGAUUCCGUGGAUUUCCGGGCCGCGCCCGCCAUCCAGGAGCUGCCGGUGCAGUCGGCGAUCACCGAGCCCCGGCCCGGAGCGGCCGUGCCCGCCGGGGAGCUGACGGUGAAGGGAUACGCGUGGAGCGGAGGAGGAAGGGAGGUGGUCAGGGUGGACGUGUCGCUGGACGGGGGCCGGACGUGGCGCGAGGCCGAGCUGGGCCCGCGGCCGGAGCGGGGCCGGGGCUGGGCCUGGGCGCUGUGGGAGCUGCGGGCGCCGGUGCCCGCGGGGGCGCGGCUGGAGAUCGUCUGCAAGGCCGUGGACCGCAGCUACAACGUCCAGCCCGACACCGUGGGGCCCAUCUGGAACCUGAGAGGGGUCCUGAGCAACGCCUGGCACCGCGUCCCCGUCACCGUCACCAAGUGAGGGACAUCCUUGGGGACAUCAGGGUAUUGAGGCUUUGGGGCUUUGGGGACAUUGGGGACAUCAGAGGUACAACCCGACACCGUGGGGCCCAUCUGGAACCUGAGAGGGGUCCUGAGCAACGCCUGGCACCGGGUCAGUGUCACCGUCACCAAGUGAGGGACAUCCUUGGGGACAUCAGGGUAUUGAGGUUUUGGGGUAUUGGGGACAUUGGGGACACAGCAGGGACAUUGGGGACACUGGGGACACCAGGGACAUCAGAGCUACAACGUCCAACCCGACACCGUGGGGCCCAUCUGGAACCUGAGAGGGGUCCUCAGCAAUGCCUGGCACCGGCUCAGUGUCACCGUCACCAAGUGAGGGACACCAGGACAUUGGGGACAUCGGGGACACAGCAGGGACGUUGGGGACAUCAGAGGUACGACAUCCAACCCGACACCGUGGGGCCCAUCUGGAACCUCAGAGGGGUCCUGAGCAACGCCUGGCACCACGUCACCGUCACCAAGUGAGGGACACCAGGACAUUGGGGUAUUGGGGCUUUGGGGACAUUGGGGACACAGCAGGGACAUUGGGGACACUGGGGACAGACACCAGGGACAUCAGAGCUACAACGUCCAACCCGACACCGUGGGGCCCAUCUGGAACCUGCUCAGCAACGCCUGGCACCGGGUCAGUGUCACCGUCACCAAGUGAAGGACAUUGGGGUGUUGGGGACAUUGGGGUAUUGGGGACAUCG
Molecule: messenger RNA, 2374 nt
Organism: Melospiza melodia melodia
Lineage: Eukaryota; Metazoa; Chordata; Aves; Passeriformes; Passerellidae
Product: sulfite oxidase-like
Exons: 3
Coding region: 4-1641 (545 amino acids)
Biological process (GO): sulfur compound metabolic process
Cellular component (GO): mitochondrion
Molecular function (GO): molybdopterin cofactor binding; heme binding; molybdenum ion binding
Source: RefSeq, a predicted model, not a curated record